Molecule: messenger RNA, 1323 nt
Organism: Aspergillus saccharolyticus JOP 1030-1
Lineage: Eukaryota; Fungi; Ascomycota; Eurotiomycetes; Eurotiales; Aspergillaceae
Exons: 2
Coding region: 1-1323 (440 amino acids)
Source: RefSeq, a predicted model, not a curated record
AUGGGUUGGAAUCCUUCCCAAGUGUAUUGCCUGCUUCUUCCCUCGCAGAAAAUCCCCAUCUCCGCUACUACAGGAAAAUGGAUCAUUGGGACUGUGUUGGUUAGCUGCGGACUAUUAGUAGCUUGUAUCACAGCAGCCAAAACCGUCAGAGGCACCCGAUUUUCACUCCCGACAGAAGGCCACUUGAUUUCCGCCGAAGAAGCUCGGCGCAGACUGUGGGCUUAUGGCGACAUUGAAGACUACCCUGAGUUGGGAUCCUGUUGUGUUCAUUACGGCACACUCGGGACUCCUCGUAUUGACACCUACAUCUACCCUGCCCGCCAGUCAUUAGGUAUCUGGGCAUUCUACGAUGUAUCCAGCGGCGUAAUGGUGGACGAUCAACCCGUGCCUACGUUGGUCCGUACCGUCUUGCGCGAGUUGAUGGGUUUGGACACAGUGAACACCCCUCCAGACGCCGCGUCAGUGAUUCGAGCCAUACAGCGUGGAUUCACGCGAGCUAAACACCAUCGUUUCGGCCCGGUGGUCGUCGAAGAGCCACGCCAUGUUCCGGCGUCAGACCCAGCUUGGCGAGACGCCUUGCUUUCAGUCUACUUCCAUCAGUCAAGGGUUUUUUAUGUGGCAGGGUCCGGCCACUCUCGCGCAGUAUGGGGGCGUCGCAGCAAGCGAAGGGGAAAGUCAUGGACGGCCACAGUACUUCCCGAAAAUCGAGACGCACUCGAUGUUGAGCAAAUGCCUGUCGGGUCUGCGCAUGCCAAAGUGUCCCUCGUCGAACGACUCAGACGGUUCCUCGGGAGCUUUGAGCCCUUCCAGGAUGCUGACGAGAUACCUGGACUUGACGACAUGUCCGAUGGUGAUGCGCAGAUGGGUCCCAUGGCCAAUUCAUCGCAACCCGCCUCUGAUCCACCGGUCACUUGGGUGCAGAUCAAGCCUAAGGAUGAAGAAUUCGUUGUGCUGGCCUCGAAGAGAGUUUGGGAGCAUUUGAGUUGUCGGGAAAUUGUGGCACUGGUGGGGCGAUGGAUAGAUGAGCGAGAGAACAUGGGGACUGAUCUCGGCCGGCAGGGGUGGACGCAAUACAUCUCUUCUGUGGGUGUGACAACGGUGUCCGGUCGUGCUGUGGCCGGGUGGAGAAGACCGCGUACAAAAGAUGAAUUAGUACUGGAAGACGCUAAUGUCGCAGCUCAUCUUAUUCGAAAUGCCCUCGGCGGGUGGCUGCAGACUCGACAUCGGGACGCUCUAUGGGCCAGAUUAUCUUCUAUAGGCAGGAAAUAUCCAGAUGACUGUCAUGUCACGGUCAUUCUGUUUGCUGGGAAUCUCGGUUUUUGA